AUAAAUAAGAUGCUCGAUGAUAAUUAUGGAAGAGACGAUUUGGCGAUUCAGUUUACCUCGACGGAUAUGAGACACGCCAACAUUCGCCUUGGUUCGUACAUCAUGAGUGCAAAAAUAUACGAUCUGCCGUGUAUCGUAGAAGUGAUGAAAACACUCGACAAAAGGUCAUUCUACAAAGUCACUGAUUUGUCCCAAGUAGUUGUCUGUAGUCACGAGUUAUGCGCAAUACCGAAAGAGACGAUCAGCACCAAGAAGGAAAUGAAACUGUGGCAAUAUCCACAUGGUCUGACGCCACCUAUGAAGAGUGUGCGCCAACGACGCUUUCGAAAGACGAAGAAAAAGAAAUACAUGGAAGCUCCAGAGGUGGAGCGUGAGCUUAAGCGACUACUUCGUGCUGAUCUCGAAGCAGAGUCAUUCCGUUGGGAGAUUGUUCAAACGGAUGAUAAGCGCAAGGAUAAUACAAUUUCUGAACAGUCUAUCUUUGGCGACAAAGUAAGCAGCAGUGAUGAGAAUGAAGAUGGUGUGCCGAACGUAGAUAAGACCUAA
Molecule: messenger RNA, 546 nt
Organism: Angiostrongylus costaricensis
Lineage: Eukaryota; Metazoa; Nematoda; Chromadorea; Rhabditida; Metastrongylidae
Source: the annotation of a GenBank genome assembly